CCCCGGCUAUUUAUGGAGCCCCCGAUCCAUGAAGCCAGGGCACACGCCGACGCCGAUCGAUCGAGCUAGCUCCCACUUGCAGUCCUCCGUCCCGCCCGCCGCGCGCGCUUCAGCUUGGGUUGGAGAUCCGUGAUCCAUGGCUGCUGAGUUGACCAUGCAGACUGUUGUCCUCAAGGUGACUAUGUCAUGCGAGGGUUGCGCCGGGGCGGUCAGGAGAGUGCUCUCAAAGAUGGAAGGAGUUGAGACCUUUGACAUAGACCUCAAGGAGCAGAAGGUGACAGUCAAAGGCAAUGUCAAGCCUGAAGAUGUCUUCCAGACGGUUUCCAAGUCGGGGAAGAAGACCUCCUACUGGGAGGGCGAAGCCACAGCACCGUCUGCUCCGGCUCCAGUAGCAGAAGCAGCUCUCAGCACCGAGGCAGAAGCGCCUGCCGCGGAGGCUGCACCAGAGAUCACCCCAGUCAAGCCUGACGCUUGAUCAUCACAUGAGAUGCUGUGACCCCUAAACCUUACUCUAGAACUAGCUGGGAAAACCGAGUCUUGUGCGAUUUGCAUCAUGUUAUUGCCACUCUAGCAAGUGAUUGCGAAUUAUAGAAUAAAUGAUGAAACCCAGUAUGUCCGUACGUUUGUGUGAUUUCAAGAUGAACACAUCCCUUGCGA
Molecule: messenger RNA, 657 nt
Organism: Panicum virgatum (switchgrass)
Lineage: Eukaryota; Viridiplantae; Streptophyta; Magnoliopsida; Poales; Poaceae
Product: copper transport protein ATX1-like
Exons: 3
Coding region: 137-475 (112 amino acids)
Molecular function (GO): metal ion binding
Source: RefSeq, a predicted model, not a curated record